This is a messenger RNA of Plutella xylostella (diamondback moth), 2098 nucleotides long. Lineage: Eukaryota; Metazoa; Arthropoda; Insecta; Lepidoptera; Plutellidae. The record is from RefSeq and is a predicted model, not a curated record.
AGUCUAUGGUCGCAGUCGCCUUCUCGCCGGGGACGCUGCCGCUCGCGCCAUUCCGGAUUUCAAAUUUAGAACGGUGUUCGUUCGGAAAGUGACUCGUGGAUUUUAGCGUGUUUGAAUUCGGUUUUGCGUGAUUCCUGCUGCGGAUUUCCGUUGUCUUCCUAGACGAUAACAACAUCAGCAGCACAGACUAACAAAACGAGACACCAAAACCUCUUCUCUCAACCUCAAACGCGCAAUGUCACUCGGGCUUGCUUGACGCGUCGUCGCUUCACCGUCCAAUAAAAUAACCUAUCAAACAAAAUAACUUUAAUCAAAAUAUGCGGAUAGCUACAACACUUUGUUAACAAAUAACUAGUUGUUUUACAGUCAUGGUGUCGUUGAGUGUGUGUGUGUUGUGGACAGUGUUGGUGGGCGGUGUGUGGGGGUUGGACAAUGGGCUGGCGUUAACCCCGCCGAUGGGGUGGCUAGCGUGGGAGCGGUUUCGGUGCAAUACGGAUUGCAAGAAUGACCCUGAGAACUGUAUAAGCGACCGUCUCUUCCGCACCAUGACGGACAUCCUGGUGUCCGAGGGCUACGCGGCCGCCGGCUACGAGUACAUCAACGUGGACGACUGCUGGCCGGAGCGCGAGCGCGACGCGCGCGGGGCGCUGGUGCCCGACCGCGAGCGCUUCCCGCACGGCAUGAAGAGCUUGUCCGACUAUGUGCACAGCAAGGGGCUGAAGUUCGGCAUCUACGAGGACUACGGCAACUUCACGUGCGCGGGUUACCCCGGCGUCGUGGGGAACCUGGCCGGAGACGCGCGGACCUUCGCCUCAUGGGGCGUGGACUACGUCAAGCUGGACGGGUGCUACGCCCUGCCCUCCGACAUGGAUCACGGCUACCCGGAGUUCGGGCGGCAGCUCAACCUCACCGGCAAGCACAUGGUCUACUCGUGCUCGUGGCCCGUGUAUCAGAUUUACGCUGGGAUACAGCCGAACUUCUCGUCAAUAAUCGAGCACUGCAACCUGUGGCGCAACUUCGACGACAUCCAGGACUCGUGGGCGUCCGUCGAGUCUAUCAUAGACUACUACGGAAACCAUCAGGACGUGAUCGUGCCCAACGCCGGGCCCGGACACUGGAACGAUCCUGAUAUGCUGAUCAUCGGUAACUUCGGCCUCUCGUACGAGCAGAGCAAGACCCAGUUCGCGAUCUGGGCGAUCCUGGCGGCCCCUCUGCUGAUGAGUGUGGACCUGCGCACCAUCCGGCCUGAGUACAAGGCCAUCCUGCAGAACAGGAAGAUCAUCGACGUGGACCAGGACCCGCUCGGCAUACAGGGCCGCAGGAUAUACAAGCACCGCGGCAUAGAGAUCUGGUCGCGCCCCAUCCUGCCGAUCCAGGGGCAGUAUUACUCGUACGCGGUCGCCUUCGUGAACCGCCGCACCGACGGGACGCCGUCCGACGUGGCGGUCACGCUACGGGAGCUGGGGCUGAACAACCCGUCGGGGUAUGGGGUGGAGGACUUGUACGAAGACGUGGACUACGGAGUGCUGACUCCACAGACCAAGAUUAAAGUGAAGGUCAACCCCUCAGGUAGUGUAGUAAUAUUGCGAGCCGACGCGCAGCCCGCCUACUCGAGGUACCCCAUCAACUCCAUCCCGCCGCGGACGCCCUAUACUCCCCUAAACGACGUCUUCAGACUGACCAAGAAAUAAACGCCCUCUAUUAUCUACAUUAAGAACUAUCAACUUAAACUCCCUCUAGUGGUUCCCUUUUGAAACUCUAAGCACGCUAGUUAAGCUAGGAGUUUGAAAAUCAUUCUCAAAAGUACAAUAAAUGUAGUGAUGUCUUCAGUGUUACUUUCGAAUUCUAGAUUUUUAUGAUUGGUGUAAAAUAGUUACCAUUAGCUCGUUCUUGGUCUUGCCUGUAGGUUUACAUUAAUUUAUAUUUGUUUUCUCAUGCUGUGUUGUGAUGUUGAGACGGGAUAGUUUAGUUAAAUCGCGUGGAGAGUUGAAUUUUGCCAUUACGUUGUACCUAGGAUUAAGGAUGUACAUUUUAGGUGCCUGUUUAAAAUGUAAGUUUUUUUGUAGAGACACAAUAAAAUAAUUGUACCUGUGUAAAA